Messenger RNA from Coniophora puteana RWD-64-598 SS2, 898 nucleotides. RefSeq names its product NAD(P)-binding protein. NCBI's taxonomy places the organism in Eukaryota, Fungi, Basidiomycota, Agaricomycetes, Boletales, Coniophoraceae. The record is from RefSeq and is a predicted model, not a curated record. Gene Ontology annotation, molecular function: oxidoreductase activity, acting on the CH-OH group of donors, NAD or NADP as acceptor. The transcript has 4 exons. Bases 1 to 699 code for a protein of 232 amino acids.
AUGCCUACCUGGUUUAUCACAGGAGCGUCCCGAGGUAUCGGCCUCGAGCUAACCCGACAGCUUCUUCAGUUGCCAGAUAACACCGUCUUUGCGACGUGUCGCGACCCAGCGCGAGCGACAGAUCUCAGAGCACUCGCGGAGUCGUAUCAGGGUGCGAUCCAUAUCAUACAGCUUGAUGUUGCGGAGGAAGAGAGUAUCGCGAAGGGGGCGGGGGAGGUUAUACAACUGCUCGACGGACGAGGGUUGGACUACUUGUUCAAUAACGCUGCGAUUAAUCACCGUGACUCAGCGUUCGCUUUCUCUUCCAAUGACCUGCGAGACACCUUCACCUCGAACGUAAUAGGACCGGCCCUCGUGUCGCAGUAUCUUCUGCAAGCUAUUGAGCGCAGCGAGAGAAAGGUCAUUGUCAACAUGACCUCGACCUUAUCGAGUUUUGCAAAAGACUGCGGUGCGAAAUCAGCGAGCUACAGCAUCAGCAAGACAGCUGUCAACAUGCUCACGUACAAACAAGCGAAGGAACGACCCGACCUCAUUCCGAUCGUGCUCGAUCCAGGAUGGGUAAAGACGGAGAUGGGAGGACAAGGCGCUCUCAUCGAGGCAGAGAAAUCUGUCCGAGGGAUACUCAAGGUUGUCACAGGGCUAACGACCCAAAGCGCAGGAAAGUUUCUAAACUACCAAGGGAAGGAGAUACCCUGGUGACCACGAACGCAUAGCACGCGCUGAUACGCCGCAGCGUUCUAUACCGAAUCAGCGCCGACGGCCGAACUCGAACGUUGGGUACAAGUGGGAAUUCAUUGUGCAGAACGAUAACCCGCGCCCAUGCUCUGGACUCGACAUGUCGAGAUGUACGAUAAUCAAGCUUCGAACGAGACACAGACGAUCAAGAGAUGGCCUGGAC